This is a messenger RNA of Schistocerca gregaria, 19704 nucleotides long. It is a transcript of the gene Ppa, whose product is annotated as F-box/LRR-repeat protein 14. The record is from RefSeq and is a predicted model, not a curated record. Gene Ontology annotation, cellular component: SCF ubiquitin ligase complex. The transcript is spliced from 2 exons. Gene Ontology annotation, molecular function: protein binding. NCBI's taxonomy places the organism in Eukaryota, Metazoa, Arthropoda, Insecta, Orthoptera, Acrididae. The coding region runs from base 151 to 1668 and encodes 505 amino acids. Gene Ontology annotation, biological process: SCF-dependent proteasomal ubiquitin-dependent protein catabolic process.
GCGGCCAGUGUCGCGCGCGACGGCAAGAGCGCCGUCAGUGCGAGCUAUGCCGUGCGGCAGUGCGGUAGGAGGUCGGUGUAGUAGUGCGGUUCAGUCGACUCGCGCGUCGUAGCCAGUGUGGCCGCCCGGGAGCACGACCGCCGCGCAGCUAUGAUGACCGACGAGGGCCACCUGUUCCUGACGGAGCUGCCGCCGCAGCUGGUGGUGCACCGAAGCGCGAGGCACCACCUGCAGUUCCACCCGUACUCGGCGGCCGCCUUCCUGCACCAGCCGCACCUCGAGAGCGUGCCGUCCGCCGCGCACCACGCGCUGUCGGCCGAGGUGUCGGCGCACCUGGGCAAGCACUCCAAGGCGGCGCCGCCGUCGUCGUCGUCUUCGUCGUCGCACCACGGCCACCACCACCACCACCACCAUCACCACCACCACCAGCAGUCGCAGCAGCAGCAGCACGCGCAGCAGGAGGUGGCGGGCGCGCCGGACGGCAGCCAGACGCACGUGUCGUGCCUGUACCCCGAGAUCCUGGCGCUGAUCUUCGGCUACCUGGACGUGCGCGACAAGGGCCGCGCGGCGCAGGUGUGCACGUCGUGGCGCGACGCGGCCUACCACAAGUCGGUGUGGCGCGGCGUCGAGGCGAAGCUGCACCUGCGGCGCGCCAACCCGUCGCUGUUCGCCAGCCUGGUGCGCCGCGGCAUCCGGCGCGUGCAGGUGCUGUCGCUGCGGCGCAGCCUGCGCGACGUCGUGCAGGGCGUACCCAACAUCGAGUCGCUCAACCUGUCCGGCUGCUACAACGUCACCGACAUCGGCCUGUCGCACGCGUUCGUGGCCGAGGUGCCGUCGCUGACGCACCUCGACCUCUCGCUGUGCAAGCAGGUGACGGACACCAGCCUGGGCCGCAUCGCGCAGUACCUCAAGAACCUCGAGUCGCUGGAGCUGGGCGGCUGCUGCAACGUCACCAACACCGGCCUGCUGCUGAUCGCGUGGGGCCUCCGCCGCCUGCGCAGGUUGAACCUGCGCUCGUGCUGGCACAUCUCCGACCAGGGCAUCUCCUACCUCGCCGGCCUCAACCGCGACAACGCCGACGGCAACCUCGCCCUCGAGUACCUCGGACUGCAGGACUGCCAGCGGCUGUCGGACGAGGCGCUCAAGCACGUGUCGACGGGCCUGACGACGCUCAAGAGCAUCAACCUGAGCUUCUGCAUCUCCAUCACCGACAGCGGGCUCAAGCACCUGGCCAAGAUGGCGUCGCUGCGCGAGCUCAACCUGCGCGCGUGUGACAACAUCUCGGACGUGGGCAUGGCGUACCUGGCGGAGGGCGGGUCGCGCGUCUCGCACCUCGACGUCAGCUUCUGCGACAAGAUCGGCGACCAGGCGCUGGCGCACGUGUCGCAGGGGCUGUUCCACCUGCGCUCGCUCUCGCUGUCCGCGUGCCAGAUCUCGGACGAGGGCGUGUGCCGCGUCGCCGAGACGCUGCACGACCUCGAGACGCUCAACAUCGGCCAGUGCAACCGCAUCACCGACAAGGGGCUCACCACCAUCGCCGAGUCGCUGCGCCACCUGCGCUGCAUCGACCUGUACGGCUGCACGCGCAUCACGACGCAGGGCCUGGAGCGCAUCAUGCGGCUGCCGCAGCUGAGCACGCUCAACCUGGGCCUGUGGCACGUCAGGUGAGCCGCCGGUGCCGUUCACUGAGUCGACGCCCGCUCUCCUACUCGUCGCCGUGCUGUUCGCUCACUAGUCCCGUGCCGUGACGCCCGCCGGACACCGACGACCGCCCCGUGCCGAGCGUCAACUGUCACGGACACAUCCUGCCGCGUCGGUUGUCGAGGCUGCUGCUGCUCUGGUCAGUUACGAGUUGAAGCAGCACGGCCGAGGACCAUAAGGACAUUGCCUCGGCUGACAAUAGCACUUUCUCCACGCUUGCUCGUAUCUCGUCAAGUUAUCAGCUCCCCACGUUGUUGCAGGUGCAAUAGACUGAGAUUAGGAUAUAUGUACAUAUAAAAAUACAUGGUGCUGUUCAAGGACUCAGUGCGGUUCUCUGUCGAAUCACCAACUCUAAAUGUCAUCAGUGUCACACACUGUCGAUAUACAAUAGUAUAUUAAUACACUGUGAUGCACCGUUUACUCUCUGCUAGCAAGCUUUCAGGUGACUGUCAUCUACAGAUUAGGCCACCCUGCUGGGGCAGCUAUUCCACAACUGUCAGACAGAUAUAUUGUGUUUUGUGCACCAGCAGUUACGCUACUCACUCGUACUGUGUCAGUUCUCCACCUUGCAACCCGAGUCUCCUCCACCGUAAAUUCCUCAACAAGUGGACGUCGACAGACUAGUUUAAGGGUCUGACAUCUACACCUACACAAUGAAUGGGCUACUGCGCCCUGUGCUGGUUCUGGAUAACUGACUUGCCAUUACACGGAGCUUCACUUGUUGGUGGCCAGCCACGCAGAUGAUUAAUCGGCGCCUUACUGGAUGAAGCAUUUCCAUGAACACCGACAAUAAAUUAUUUCAUCUUCGGUAGUUGCCGUCCCCGGAAGCUGCAGUGGUCCUCGAGCUGAGAGGCAGAAUGAAAGCGCUAGUGAAGUUGUGAGAGGCAUUUGCUGCCGGCCAGCAUGCCGUACUGUCGCAGAACUGGAGAGUUGCAGUGCACAGCGGGCCUAUAAUAAAAACUGGAGAGGCUGACAGCGUACUGUGAACUCUUGUGUAUUGAUUUUCAGCUUUUGUAAAGUUGAGUGGUUGCUGCUGUACACCGCCUUCUGGACACAUCUCUGCCCAACAGCUCUUGCUCAAGAAUUUUACUACUGCUGCAAUUAUCUGCUACGCGUGUAUUUUGUUCUUGGGCACUUGUACUUUUCACCUCACAAGGUUCAUGCUGCAGUAUGGUAAAUAGUAUGACUGACUGCUAGUUCCAUUCAAAUGAGGGCGGAAUACGUAAAUCACUUCGGAUACUAAGCCGAUAAUGUUCUUCAGUGCCACCUGUGGAUCACCAGAGAUGUCGACUGUUCGAGGUCCGUUCAUCAGCAACACUGCAACGAAAGUAGUUCGCGGUAGUUGUUCGCUGUACUUUGUUCCGUGGUGGGACACGACACUCAUAAGUUAGGCUGCUGACGGCGCAAGCAGGGCCCGUCGCGCCGGCUCACAAAUUACACGUGUGGAGCUUCCCACUUGGAAAUGUAACCAUAUUGCCUUUUAAUCAAAAUUAAAAUUAUUGUGUAAAUUUUACCUCGUGAGUACGUUUGCAUUUAUUUAACUCCUAGUGUGUCAUUUCUGUUCUCAACCACAUCUUCUACCUUCCAAUUUGAUCAGUUCCUUUCUCUGCGUACAGUACAGCCAGGCUUAACGAAAAAUGAAUCAGGUUUUACGUACAUAUAAAAUCCCUCCUUCCACUUAUUUAUGAAAAAUAUGGGUUCUUCUUACAUUUUAUACCGACUUUUCCACGACACCAGACGACACACGCGGUGUUCGUAGUCUGUCCUUUUCAGUGAAGGCAGCGUGUUUGUUAGCAUUCUUUAACUUGCCCAUCUCUCCAUAUUCAACGAAUUGUUUUCGACUUUCAAUCCAGACUUCAGGAACGUUCCGAUAGCCGUUGAAAUUGUACCGCAAUCAGUGUUAUUUGUCGCCAGCGAGUGGCUCCUUUGGUAUACGAAAGGCGUUUACCUGCGCAGCUACUGAAAUUCGUGUUCUGUCUGACAGCUGGAGCAACCUCUUACACCUUCCUCGGAGUAGCACCUUAAUCUAGAUGUUAGUACAACCACUGGUUCUGUCCCAACAAACGGGCUUUGUGCAAUUGAUCCACUUGCAAGCUUAUGCAGUGAAACACUGAGUUCGUACUUGGAUUCAGUUGUCCUUACACGUGCUCCAGUUGCCUUAUUUAUAAACAAGCCCUGGAAGGUCAACAGAACUCAUGCGGCGUGCCUACAUUGUAGAGGGUCUGUCAUUGUUUGGUACGUAGAGUCACAGUUGGUGUCCAACCCAGCAGAUUUAACAUUUGGGUUGGAUGCUACUGCGUGUUGAUCGGGUUGGUCGUCCACUUCUCCUUCGUCAGGAUGUCCAUCAACAUUGUCAUCUGGUGGUUCUUGCACAUCAAUUGCGACACAUUCAACUGGUCUCAGUUGCUGUGCGAGAUCCCACAUGUUGCCCACGUCUGGUCUGAUUGUAUAAUGUAAGUCUGGAACUGGUAAUCAUUCAUAGAAUCUGUGCGUUGCUUGUGAUACCAUUACCAAGAAACCUGUCGUUGCUGCUAAUUCAUCAGCAGACGGGAGACGCAUCGGACGGAACUUGUGACGUGUCCCGUCUGGGUCUUGCAAGUUUCCGAUGCCUCUCAGAUACUCAUAGACAACUGAGUGGAGCGGGUAUUCUCUGCUACUGAUUUAACACACCAAGUUCCUCUCUUCUUCUUGCGAACGCCCAUCGUGCUCGCGGAUCGCGGCAAUCCGACACCCCAGAGGUGUUUCAUGUUGUAGUAUAAGUACACUCCUUCAGAGAUGAACUCCUUACCCGUGGCAACUGUCGCACAUCACGGUGAACUCCUUCUCCCCAGCUUCUUCUAGAAAUCCCUCAUCUCUUUCGAUGACGAAAGCUUCUUGCCAUAAUGGGUCGUUAGUUAAUGGUGAAGCUGUCUUUGAGAGGUGUUGGGGUUCUGGUACGCCGGGCGGCACCUGAGCUGCCGUCCCUCCAAUCCUUGGUGUAGGUCUCGGUGGGUUCUGUCUCGCCGGCCUCGGCUGCUGGAGGUUCUUCUCGUGGGGGCUUCCUCAUGUCUACCUCCUUGCACGCUUCCGCGCCCUCUACGUUCGCCUCGUCCUCCCUGACGGGGCGCACUUUGGCUGCUCCAUCCUCCUUGAUUCUCCCUGGCUCUCCGGUCUAGCUCCCUGCACUCAUUGCCGCACCCGCGUAGCGAUAUGUCCUCUGUGAGCGCAAACACUGUCAAGGGCUCUCUGAGAAAUGUUCUGAUCACUUGCUCUUUGUCAAAAUGUUUAGAAAACUUGUAACAGAAUUAAAGUAUUGCGUCAGUAUUUGUUAUUCUAACAAAUAGUAAAGGAUUUUGUAUUGGUGCUGAGGCGUACUCAGAACAUAUUAAAUAAGUUGUGGAAUGUUUCUAAGCACAUAACAGCCCUCCCUCGUUCUUGCUUUCACAUGGAGUUACUUACAGAAGUUGUGCGAAUCUAAAGUGGAAAGUGUCAGUAAGGAAAAUGAUUCCGGGACGUGCAAAAAACUGAUUGUUAAAGAGUUAUCACUUCUGAACCUGCACCUUACCUUAGAUAGCAUCACUGGACUUACGAAUUUAGAUGAAACGAUUGAAACUUAUUAUACUGCUGGGAAAUCAUUAAGCUCUUUUUUCUGUUCUUUUCAUGGUUUCAUUUAAACAGUUCUUUAUCCCUAUUGUAGAAUAAUAUUUUUUAGCUUAUACAACUGAUAGCUAACUUCCUCAUUUGUGACUUCAGAAAUGCAGUCACAUAAUUCACAUUGCGUUAAUUUUUGUUCUUUGUGGAGUAAAUACGUUGAGUUGGAGUAAAAAGAAAUAUUAUAAUUCCCUUGCUCUCUUUGGCAACUGAAAAUGAACUGCCGUAGUUCUGACUGAUCUCUUUUGUAGUCAGAAAAGAACCUCUUUCCAUGAAUGCUUCUUAUCCCUUACAAAGUGCUUGAGACACUUUUACACCAUUUCUCAUCCUAAUUUUUCUGAAGGUAUUCAUCAUUCACUAGUCAUCUAAUACUUUGUUACACAUUCAGCAGUGCUUAUCACUGGAUCGGUACUGAAGGUAUUGAAUGUUGUCUGCAGGUCAUUUUAGCGAACAGUCCCAAAAUCCAUUUGACAUGAUUUAGUAAUUGCUGUUUUUUCUACUUUUCAGAUAAGUUGUCUGGAAAGGAGUGAUAUUGAAAUUAUUUUCAGCUUAGAAAAAUAUUUGUACCCUUAGUGACAGCAACGAAUACCAUUUUCGUUCUAAGACAACAAUUGUACUUAAUUCGACCUAAUUUAAGUCCAACAGUGACGUUCAGAUUGGUUUGCAGUGAAACUGUUGGAGUUUUCAUGAAGCCAAAUGAGGAAAAACAGAAAAAGAACCAGCAAAUAAUUGGACAAAUUCUUGAUUAGGCAACUGCCCAAUAGCAAUGGCACCCCAUAUGAAAGAAAAAAUUAAUUCUCAGCUAUCUUUAAUAAUCAUAGCCUCGAUAUCCGGAUUCGUAUUCGACAGCAGUGGAUUCCUAUUCCUAUCUGACCAUUCGGAAUUAAAUUGUCUGUGGCUUCCUUGAAAGUUGAGUGAAUGUUCGGAUGGUUUCAUCAUCAAAGCUGCAACAAACUCCAAAUCAUAUAAUAUCCCUGACUAGUGAUCGAAACAUGUACAGCAUGCCAGGCCUGGAAUUUCCUACCUUCAAUGACUUGGGGCAUUAAAGUCGGUAACUUUUUUCACUGCAGAGGCGGAAUGGAUUCAGUCGGUCUACAUGGUCAUGCCACUGCGUCCUGGAAUGUGGCACAACGCUAUUUGGCUAACGACUAGAAGUCUUUUGGGUUGUGUUAAUUAUUCAUUUAAUUGUCGAUAUGUUUCGAAAUUCAUAACUUCAGUUUUCCGCUGUUUUGUCAUGUAAGAUGUUUUAGACGUUUCGCAUUGGAAUGAUUACUCUCUUAUAACUACAAAUUGAAGCUCUUGGUGCUGCAGCGGAAGUAGUAUCAAAUGGUAAUUUAAUUCUUUAAUUUUGUGUAAUUUUCUUGUGUAAAAGAGCCUGCAGUGUAUCUAAAUCCUGAAACGCAUCGCGAAAUAAAAUAGUAAAAAACUACUUUAUAUUAAUUAAAAAGCGUAUAACAGAAUUACUUUAUGCAUUGGUAGGUCCGUAGGUGUUUUAACUGGACAAUGAGGGGACGUAAGCCUCUGCGAGAAAAUACAGGGGAAAAUGAAUUCCGUUAUGCUUCGCGCCAUUUAGCCACGCAGUUACGUAGGUGGAAUUCUGCGGCCAAGUUUUCUCCCUACUAGUCACGGACGAACCGUGCGUGGCGUCCGAGUACUCGGUUAAACAUCGUUAUCCCCGGUACGAGAGCUGCUGCCACGCCGCCGCGCACCGGCUUUCGAAAGCCGCGAGCCUGGCUGGCUGGCUGUUGGCUCCGCCGUGGAUGGCGUCGGCGCGUCACGCCGCUACUGCGCAUGCGCUAGCUGCUCCACAGGGUUGCCGCGCCCGAGUUCUUUCGUGGCCGCGUCGGCCGAUUUCGAUCGCAGCUUUAUAGCGCCACGAAACCUCGUGCAGGCUCGCUCGCACGAUCCUUUCCCAUACAAACACAACGCACAGGGUCCCAUUUGGUCGGGAGUCCGAAAAUACCCCAAAAAAAGUUUUGUAUCUUAAUUGCACUGUAGUAUUUACGCUUUGCUAUAGUCAUUUGUUUCUCGCAGAUUCUUGAGCAGCAACAUUGAAGUACCAAAAAAAAAAAAAAAAAAAGCAAGCGCGUAGUAUCCAUCUGGUAUUUAAUGCUUCCCAACUUCCUUUAUGUAAAAAUAUUCGAGUAACUAUCCGUUUUUAAAAUGAAGCUAUGUUGCCAGUCAUUAAAAUCAUAUUGUUAUGACAUGUUUCGCAGACGUAGUUGAGCCUUCUAGUAACAACGUUGGAUUUUAGUUCGUCAAUACUUUACAUUUGUCAGUUUUCCAUUUAUCAUUGAAAGCUACGUUGCGUUCCCGAGAGCUCCGCUGAUGAACUAAAUUACAAGAUUGCCACUUGAAAAAGAAAAGAAAAGAAAGAGCCAAUCUUGCGAAUUACGUCGUUAACAACAAUAUAUUUUUCGUGACUGGCCACUGACUCGUUAUUUUAACAUUUAAACGCACAGUCAUGGACAAUAUCAUCAGAAUCUGUAUUUCUUAACACACAACAUUGAAUAGAGUACUAAAAGAGAGCUACUGAAAAUGUGUAUUAAAUUUGACAAUGAGGCGCUUCGCAAAGACAACUGUGAAACCUGUUGUUACAGUAGAACACGAAAUCUGCCCCAUCAGGACAGCUUCAACCACACCACGGAUCACGGGAAUUUUACCCUGCUAUGGAGAUAAAACGGGCAGAGAGACUGUGGCAUACUUCGUGGCUAAUUUGUGAAACGUUUCACAGCGAACAUUUCGACUUGCUGCCCGUUGCACUAAAAACGACAGUUGGCUGUAUUUGUCAGUGAUUUGAAAAGCUACGCCAGUUUGUUGGGACAGAACACAGCGGAAAAGUUUUCGAUGCACAAGUAUUGGUAUUUAAAGGGUAUGGUAUUUAAAGGGUAUUAAAGAUUGCGACAAAUUUUGAGGUUCAAGUUAAUGAACAUCAGAUUCCUUAGACAAUGGCUGUACUAAUUUGCGGCUCUAGGUGUAACAGUUUUCUGAUUUUGACUAACAAAGUCAAGCGUAUGUUAGACAGUGACGAAGAAUAACUGAUAAAAAUACGUGUCCUACGCGAAUGGUAGGCGUCAGAGAAAUAGCCGAACUGUUUGCACCUCAGGCUAAACAUGGGGGGACCUGUUGUUUUAAGCAAAGUGGUAUGCAACAUUUCAGUCAAUUUAAACAAUUCAGUGGGUCAUGGGGUUUUUUAUUCCUUUCUGUAAAUAUAGCGUAAAUGAUGCGUUGUGAUUUAGUUCCGGAAUGAAGUGCGGUAUGUCAGUUUUAAUAAAGGAUGGAGAAGAAAAUCGUACGGUAAUUUUUUGUCUGUGAAGAGUAGGGGUGGCGAAGAGAUUUUUAAAAUUCCUAAAUUCAGGCCUGUCACGAAUCCUCCAGCCCAUUCUGGAACACGUCACUAGCCUUUGCCCAUUUCCACCUGUUGCAUUCGUGUCCAUGCGUCUUGCCCGCAUUUCUACCUUAACCUCUCAAAUUCCAUAAUCUUUCCGCCGUUCGCAACAUCUUUGACCGGAGCAAUUGCGAUGUUGUUUCUACAGACAAUGCUGCACCGUGCUUUGCAGGUGGCAUUACAGUGCCUCCUUCCACAGUUGGCGAUUUUUUACUAAAAUUAUUAACUUGCUCAAUCACUCAGUUCCUUUCGCAUUGUGUUAUAAUUGCUUCUAUAGGGAACAGAAAAAUCUGACCAUAGUUCUUCAUCAUGAAGUACAAAAGCAUAUUCACAUAGCCAUGUUUCCAGCCAAUAGGAAGCCGUAAUAAGCUCAAGGUUUGUUAAACAUCGAUAUUAAAUACUUCCUCACUUACUUCAGCACGAAAAACUACAAUGUGUCCGUUUAGAACUGUCGGAAAUAGGCCUUAGGAGAUAGAACGACGGGCAAAUGGACAAGGGAGGCAAAAAGAUCCGCGAUCGAUGCUCACUCAACAACUGACUACGCAGGUUCGAUCACUGAAACUAUUUACUAUGUACGUUUAGUCAUCAUUUGUUUCCCUGUCCAUUAAAGAAACAUCAAGUGUAGCAAGGGCGUCCACGGAUUUGCCGGGGAGGGGGGUCUUAUUUUGGGUAUUUUCGGAGAGAAAUUGCGACUUUUAAGUAACCAUGAAAAGUUCCAAUUCCGACCCUGUUGAAAACCUAUGUAAUACUGACUAUUAAGUCAUUUUGUCGAAAGAAAAACACCUGAAUUCAGUUUUUUUUUCCUUUCCCUGAGAGGUUGGGAGGAGGUACUCCUAUUAGAGAACUUGUGCUGCAGAUAAGAGUAUGCACUAGGACGAGAACAAAACUUACAAAGUCCAUAUGUGUGGUAGGAAGUGCCUGAGAAAGUGCAUUGAAGCCUCCAGCGCUCAGCUUUUGUCUGGCACUUUCAAGAGUUGGAGGGCCUUAAUGCCAGAUUGAAACUGAAUCCGAAACAAUCAGGCGUGCCCUGUAGUUUGUUUGUAGAUCACCAUUUCACUCCUUACGUUGUGUCACGGAGAUUGCCAUCUGCACAGACUAUACCGGGAAAUUCACCCGAGUAUCAGUUUGUAUGGGGAGUCAUACAUCAGUCUGCACCACCAUUGUUAUAAUAUUUAACAAAACUUCAAGCAAUAUGUAUAUAAUUAAAUUUAAAGAAAGACACUUUUUGCACUUGGAGCAGACAUAUAUGCGUAUAACUGACAGAUGGUAACAGCUGAGAUCGGCGAUUUGGUCAUGAUUUACGUCAUCGACAUGAGUACUGUACUGCUGAUCAGCGGGAAUAACGAUCAGCGUAAUUUGUUAGUGGAAAUAUUGCCCAGGAGUAGACUGCAAACAUGAAGCUUUGAUGUAGGAGUGUGCGAUAGACUGUGAAAUCCUCCUGUUAGCAGAUUUUUAAAUUACGUAGGUAGAGAUUGUUGUAAUAGAGGUAGUGAUGAAUGAAUAGGACAAGUUGAUUAUUCCCUUUUUGGCGUGAAAGAUUAACGCUUUUAAAAUAGGUCUUACUGUACAAAAGGGCGCUGUAAUGAAAGUGAUGCGGUAUAAAGCUAAGAAUGGCGCCAGUCGAGAAAGAAAUGAAAGUACUGUUAGUGAUUUAUAGGAGUUCACAAGAGGCUGCGAAAUAAAAAAACGAUUGAUGAAAUCGAAGGACGGACGAUCUUUGUCAUUAUACUUGAGUAGAAUUUAUCGUGGUGUUCACCAUCACACGAAAAGUAACGGUGUGUAGUAGAAAAGACUGCGAAGAAGGGAUGUGUGAGUUUGUAGAGUAAGUGCCGCUAUUUAAGGGCGUAUAUAACUAUGCUGAAAUCAAUACGCUAUAGUGAAUGUUUGGUGACAAGAAGUGGAAAUUUCUUUUAAAAUUUAUUUCAAAAUUCAUUCUGAUGUGCAAGAUAAAUGGAGGACUUUUUUUGUAGCGAGACAUGACGAUCGGUCCCGGUAAUUUAACUGCGCCUCAUGGCUAAUUUCGUUUUAGUGACAAAUAUUUUUUCCGGUGUUCACUGGUGAGAGUGAUUCCGCACCCUGUUUCGUUCUGGUGUAUUGUAGAUAGUCUCCCACGGUGAGGUAGAUACUUCGUGCGACCAGAGCAUCUGCGACGCAAAUGCUGGCCUCAGAUUCUCGAGAACAUACCGACGCAACCUUGGACAAUGCGGUGUCUUACGUAAACGUGGAAUUGCUAAUGCGGUACUAGGCGGUUCUCAAUCGGUAGCAAGUGGUUCUGCAAUAUCGCGGCCUCCUGAAACGACGGAUUGUUGUCGGGGCCCGUCCGGGCUGCUUGGUUUGCGGCGAACGACAGCCUCGACUGAUGGCCGCGUGUUCUCCUCGCGUAAUGUAUGCGAGUGCGCGGCAGCGCCUGGGUAAUUUCAAAUGCUGAUGCAGUCGGCUGUACAAGCAACUCACGCAUGAGAAACCGCCUUGUCCGUCGCAGACUUGUUGGCUAGUGCGUGCACGCGGGAUGCUCCUCCAGACAUCGGCCAAACUUCCUGCGCAGGGCGCGCGCUCGGUUCCUGGUGAGGAAUGGCUUCCAGCGGAGACACACGCCAGUCGCCGUCUAUUUCCUGUCAGCUGCGUAGCCGAAGCUGCCCCGAUAGGUGCUAUCAGCGAGCUUCCGAUAAGACGUCCAAUUACUCCUCUGUUCGAUCGCGUCGUGCAUGCAGGAGCGGUAGAAUCCAGUGAUAACGCAAAGACGCGAGACUGCUGCUUAUCCGACUCACAGAACGAUAUAGCAAAGUAGUUGAACGCCGGAGUGAACUUUCAGAGAAGCUGAGACCAAAUAAUGGUCAAGCCCGUGACCGAAGCCUUUGCUCUGCUGAGCUGAAGACCUCUUUCCGCGAUCUCGGUCAGUGACGUUUAUUCGCCGAGCGCAUUGCACGAUUUGUAAUUAACUCGGACCCGUGGUACCGUUUCUCCGAGAUAGAGCCGACAUGAAUGUCCUGGGUGUUUUGGUGACGUGACUCGUCACCAUCCUCAUGUGCGAGGACAUCUCAGUAGCACCUGGCGAGCGCUAAAGCGUUACCUCAUCGAAAUGUUUUGCCAGCAAGACACUCGCUGUCCAUUGCAUGCCCAGCAACUUGUCUCGCAGCUACAAUGCCACAACUUUAUGUAAAAGUAGAAUCUGAACGAUUUUUCAGUUUUCGUAGUCAGUGCUACUUUAUUCGCCCUUCGGAACUGUUUAACGCUGUUACGCAGUCACUUCCCUACUGAAACUGGAAACCUACCGUAAAGAGGAGGAUGCAGCAGAAAUAAAACCUUUGUAAUUUCUACUAAACAUUCAUUUACUUUCUAUGUGAAAUUUGACUUCUGCUCCCUUCUGCUGGCUGCGUACAAGAUACGAAUGUUUUCAGACUGUUGAAUUCGCGAAUAUCCGUCACAAGUGAGACAUUUGAAAAGAUUAGCAACACUGAUUGGCAUACAUACAUUUCGAAGUCAGAGCUCACCCAACGAGAAAUUCGAACACAGGUUAUGCACAGACGCAGAGCCGUAGUCUAAUUCUCACCGAGCGAGAUGGCGCAGUGGUUAGACACUGGACUCGCAUUCGGGAGGACGACGGUUCAAUCCCGCGUCCGGCCAUCCUGAUUUAGGUUUUCCGUGAUUUCCCUAAAUCGCUCCGGGCGAAUGCCGGGAUGGUUCCUUUCAAAGGGCACGGCCGACUUCCUUCCCCGUCCUUCCCUAAUCCCAUGAGACCGACAACCUCGCUGUCUGGUCUCCUUCCCCAAACAACCCAACCCUCUACAACAAUCUGCUUUAUAUAUUCUAUUGGAGAUUUACCAUUCCGGACUGUGUGGGCUAAAAAAUAGAGCCCAGUGCUCUCGCAAAUUUCGUCCCAUAGAGAUUUUGCAACCGUGCUGUCUUUUAAUUUCGUGGUGACUUGUCGAAUCCUCGACUUACGUCCUUCGCUGGCUAUAUUUCGUACACGAGGUCUUGAUAUUUGUCAUUUUGGUUGCUAGUUGAUGUACCCACUGAUGCAAGAAUUCUAAUGUUGUCGCGGCUGGAAGACGACGUCGGCCUUGAGCAGAGUGCUCGCCCUGGACAGCUGCCGGCAUCCGGCCGCCCUCGUAACAGGAAACGCAGGGAGGGAAACCAGGAAUAGAAUAGCCGCGGGCGUCUCUUAUCGCGAGUCGAGGCGGCUGGCGAUGCAAAGGUGUGGACUUUCUCUGCUGGCACGCAGCGGACGCUUCAAAAUAAGCGUGACGUCACAGCCGGCUGGCAGCCUACUGCUGGGGGGGGGGGGGGGGGGGGGUUGUCGCUAUGAGCAGCGAAGCGUGGGCGACGGGUCGGUCGUGCUACUCUAAAGCCGUUGCUGCCACCUGCGGUGCCCCCAGUACACUUCGUACCCUUCUCGUUUCUGUGUUCCCCUCACACUGUUCCUCUCUGUAGGCUCUUCAUUGCAGUUCCCUUCCAAGUCACAUACUUUCGCAGAAACAUCUGAAGACAUGCGCGGAAAAACGGUCUAACCCUUAAACUUGGAAAUAAGCGUCGCAAUCUACGAGGGUUGGAACUUUAAAAGUGGCAACUAUUUAUUUACAGCUCGUACAAAAUAAUUACGUUUUUAAAAGUUUUGUGGCCGAGCUCUUCUAGACGCCUCAGUCCAGAACCGCGCUGCUGCUAUGGUCGCAGGUUCGAAUCCUGUCUCGGGCAUGGAUGUGUGUGAUGACCUUAGAUAGUUCUAAGUCUAGGGGACUGAUGACCUCAGAUGUUAAGUGCCAUAGUGCUCAGAGUUAUUUGAACCAUUUUCUUCAAAAUUUUACUGACCUUCAGGGUAGUCACCAGCAUUGUGUAUAACCCAUUGUCGGCGAUGUUGGAAGUCGUAGGAUACUCUUAGCAGUGCCAAUUGUGUCGAAAGUUCGAGUGGCGUGGUCUAUUGCCCGACGAAUUUGUACCAGUUCUGAAGCGAAUGCCGUGAAGUGUUUCCUUUAGUUUAGAAAUCGAGUUGAAAUUAAGAGGGCUUUAGUCAGGGGAGUGCAGUAGGUGAUAAAGCACUUAGCAGCCCCAUGAGUCAAAUACAUCAGUAACAGCUUGCACUGUACGUGCUUGAGCAUUGUCCCACAAAAUGAUGGUCAGGUGCUGCAGAAAGUGUCAUCAGCUCUGUUUCUAUGCUGUUCAUUUUUUGGACACAACCUGCAAUCAGCUGAGAGACAGAAGUGAUGACACUUUUUGCAGGACCUCACCCUCAUUUUGCAGGACAAUGCGCAAGCUGACCGAUUGAGCUGCUAAGUGCUGUACCACACUCUCCUCACUUGAGCACUCGUGAGUUCAACUCGAUUUCUAAACUGAAGGAAACACUUCACCGCUUUCGCUUCAGAAUUGCUACAAAUUCGCCAGGCAGGAGACCGCACUGUUCGAACAGUCAACACAACUGGCACUGCUAAGAGUACUCUAUGACUUCCACAUUUUGUGAUGUAUAAAAAGUUUGUAUGCUAGAAGCCAAUAAAAAGGAAAAAACACUUCCACAUCGCUGGCAACGGUUUAUACACAAUGCCUGUGGUAUUUUUUUUUUCUUUAUUGUAAUUUGACUCCCCAAAAUGGUGCAGGCUGGCAGCGGCACAAUACGCCGCUCUUCAGCCAUGCUGGUGGGACUUUGAAGGUCACUAAAACUUUGAAACACGUAUCUAUUUUGUACGAGCUGUAACUAAACAGUUGCCACUACUAAAAUGCUAACCCUCGAUUUCUGGGUACGGUAACUAUCAAAAUACAAGAGAUAAGCGUUGCCAUCUGCUGCUGGGUAUGUGAACUACCACAACUGACAUUGUUCUCACCCCUAAAUACCACGUACGGGUGAGACCAGUGUCACUUUUGAUAGUUCCCGUACCCACCAACAGAUGGGCACACAUAUCUCUAAUCUUUUACAUUUGCGGGUUAGCCCGCAUUCCCGCGUAUGUCUUCAUUUGUUCACUACUCCCUACUGGUGAUUCGUACGUAUUUUACGAUAUUCACAGGAGAAAUAACACCACUGUUGUACUACAUUUAUUCCCGAACUGACAGCACAUUGUCAUCAGUUGUAACCUUUAAUUCUUACAGGUCAGCAUUGUGUAAAUGCCGGAAUAGGCCAUAUGGAAUAGCCGAUGAAAGCAUUGCGUCAGAACGCAUGAUUUCGAUUUAAUUUGGACUGGAAAUGUAAGUUGGAUUCUGUUCAUUAAUAAACAAGUCGAGAAAGUUAAAAAUUCCUAUCCCUUGUAAGAUUAGCCAAAUAUCUCCCCUACAGUCAAUUUCCAGUACUAUGUUUCUGUUCUUGUGACAGUCAGCUGACACGCUUGAUGUCAUUUUACAUUCUAUUCACAUUUAUUACUUUUUGCUGAAUUAUUGUAUCAAUACUACUAAAUUUGCCGGACUGUUUUACAACUUCUGUUCAGAUUUUUUUUCUCCCAGUAAAAUCCGUGGAAGCAUGACCAAACUCAAAGAAUCUCCUAUUACAGUCCCAUUUCCUCCGGUGCCCACGUACUGCCCUUGUAUAUUGUUAAGAAUGAGUAUUGUUGCUCAUUAGUUAGCACUCCCUAGCUUCUUCAAAUACAACUGGUCAAAACGGAAUGAGGUAUUUGCGCCAUGGCACGUGCUAGUCGCACUCGGUCAACCCUAGCCCACCUUCGUCGUCUUGGUAGCAGCCUGUGAGGCUGACAUGAGAACCCCUGUAAAGAAGCAGGCAACCAGUGACUGAGAGAAGCCGUGGAAGCCCUGUAGUAGCUCUGCACGUGAGCCAGGCUAAGGAAGCUCCACGUUCACUGCAGAGGGCUGAAGGUCAGUUCGGUGUAGCUAUGUGAGAUAUGGGGGGUGAGUUACGUGUUAGUUUCUCUGCGAUUCUCUCUCUCACUGCAGGUAUCUGCUCAUCAUGCUUCUGAAAUUAGGUAGUUAUUUCUCUAUUAAGUUUGCUGCUAAGACAAGCAGUGUAUGUAUGCGCUCUUGUUGACCUCUGUAUAAUGCAAAUAUUUUACAUAAAACCGGAACAGUGCCACAAGCAUUACCUGAAAAGACUCCAUCUGUUUCAUCAGUGUUUUUUAUUUUCUUCUGAUAGUUGUUCAGUACUCAUGUCUCUUUUAUCUGCUUUAGAUUCUUGCUUGUUCUUGUUCUGCUUCUUGUUCUUCUUGUUGCUACUCACCAGAAUUUAAACAGUCGGAUAGAGUGUUCAGCAGCAGUUGAAAACAAUCUUCAGAGAUUCAUUCAUCAGUUAGAUCAUUUGUAUCUCUGAAGAAUUUGUUUUUGUGAGGCCCUUGCAGUCUCUCACCAAAACAACCUUUCAGGCACAAACGACAAAAUAGUAAUGAAGCCAUAUUCAUAACAGUACUUAAAUAAUUCUGGAGAUUGAAAGAUUUAAUUUCACUUGCUUUAAAUGCGUAGUGUUCCUGAAUUGGUUGACUGCAAACAAAUUUCCAUCUUCUAUUCGGUUUAUCAUGAAAGUGGUUAUUUUCCAUAUCAGAUUAUACUACUGGCGUCGUCUAUUCACAUUCUGUAUACCAAUAACAGUUGUCACAAAUAACCCAAAAAGUAAAGGUUGGCGUAUGUCAUCAAUGUGUUUGAGACAAAAUGUAUGUUUAAGAUUAGUUCUAAUUAAAUUAUGUCAACAUGUUAUGAUAACAAUACCCCAAUCACGCUUAGAAAGUAUACGCAUGUUAUCUUGGCCAGAAGAAACUUUCUGAUUUACUACCGCAUAUCAUUAAACGCAUGAAGUAAUCAAAGUCUACAUUUAGUAUUUGAUCAGUUAAACUACGUAACAAAUUCAGUAAAUCUUGGAGCAUAAUAUCAAGUGGAAUUAAAGAAGCUUUACGAUAUAGAAGCCCUUAUUGCAAGCAGAUAGGUGUAAAAAUGUGUUCAGCUCAUGUAAAUCAAAAGUUGUAAUAAUUAUUGGUUCUUUAAUACGCGAUAAGAUCUCAUCAAACUGAUCUGGUGGAAUAAGUCCUUCUUCACACGGAUUCUCUUCAUCGGAAGUGUUUUGAGUUUCCCUUGCUAGUUUUUGACCCUUGUUUGUGCAUUCUGUAAUUGGCCAAUUUUUCGAGACAAAUCAUUUGAUUUUUCGGCUUGACAAGCUUAAUGAUCAUCACAUCCAGUGUUUUUUUAAAGUAAACUGUCGUUGGACAUAGCUUUACUACUCUGAUUCUACUGCGUUGACUCUACAUCUGAACUUCGUGCGUACCCACGCGUUUCUCUUUCACUGUCACAUCAGUGCUACGUUUCCGUACACCAAUUCCAUCUGCAACACUUCAUAAUGUUCAUUUUGUGAACCACGGAAAGCAAAGAAAUUUCAUCAAUAAUUCAUGUUCUACACAGCUACUUUUUGCCUUUAUAGACCCUCAUUUGAGCGCAUGGAACUGUUGCCAAUAUUUGUGUCUACACUGUUUUCUUCGCCAGUUUGUCAUCUAUCUUGUAUCGGUACACACUUUAUUCUCGCUAUUAUUUCUUACACGUUUUCUUUCCCAGUUUCAAUAUAUACUGUUAUGCAUUUCUCAGAUGGUGAUGACCACACUCAACGUUGCUUAAACUCGAUCGUGUUAUCUAUACAUGUUAAUAUUCAAAUACUUGCACUAACACAUAACAAAAGUAUAUUCAGUUGUAGAUGACAAACUGGUAACGAAAACAGGGCUAUGCCAACCGUUAACGGUUUGGUCACUCAUUCAUUCGUAAAGCACAUUGAUGGUAAGACCAAUUUUAUUUCUCGUACGGAUAGUGUGUGCAAAAAAACAAACGUUUUGUAGAACAUCUACAGGAGCAUUAUAGAGAUUGUAUCUGUCGCGACUUCUUUUCAUGUUGCAAUCGUGUCGUAAAAGCAAAGAUAAGCGAAGUAGUGGUUUUGCUUCGAAUGUUCUUGCGAAGGACCAUACCAACACAAUAUUUUCUGAGAGACAAUUUAAUAGCAAACAGUACCUGUGGAGAAGAGGCAUGACAUUUUAGAACCGCCCAGAGCACUCUAAGUCAAUACCAGAUUAUGUUCACAUCUAUAAAAUUGUUUUUGGUAACAUUUUGACAUGACAGUCAACUGAUUUCCGUUUUCAAGCAACUGAUAGUGGGUUCAUGCAGUCUAACUAACUCCAUGUGAAUGGCAUUUGCUCCUACCUCAGUAUAUCCCUUUCCUGAUAAAUCUGCCACAACAUCCCGCUUUCUAAAAAGGAAAUUAAUAAUUCGUUUGCCCCAGGUACUAAAUGGUAUGUUGCACUUCACAGCUGCCUGCAUUUCUUUAAGAUAUAGUUUAGUUGGUCACGUGGUAUCUGUCUGUCGUCGCUCUAAAGUUUUAAUCGAGCUUUUAUUCGUCUAAUACUGGUUUUUCCUCGUUUCAUCUUUAAUCCAUGCAGUCAUCCGAAAAACUGUGUCACAGCUACAUAAAAUUCUUUGGUGAAAAUAAGUACAUCUAGUAAUCUAUGAAGCUACUCAUUGCAAGACUUCCGGGCUUUGUCUCUAAUACAGAAUUAUUCCCAGAAGCGAGUUUUCUUAUGAGAUGCAGCGAGCAUUGACAUUCAGCCUCGUAGAGGACAUUUCUCUCUCUCUCUCUCUCUCUCUCUCUCUCUCUCUCUCUAGCUAUCCAACUCUUUGCAGAAAGCGACGUUCCGAAGCAGACCGCCUGCGGUGGGAAUCAAGAGCCCACGAGCGUAAAUAUUCACGCCAGUUGCCAAAUAAUAUCGGUAUACGAAAUUUAUCGCUUCGCGCGCGCCGCGCAGGCAACUGACAAUAUGUCAAGAGCGAAAUCCGGGCUUGUAAUUCUUCAUAUGCAACAAGUGGUCAUAAUCGACGCCGAACAAUACGUCCCCCUUUAAAGAGAAAAAAAAAAAGGUCCGCGCGCUUGUGUAGAUAGACGAUAACUGCAGAGAGAUAAAACAAAAAAAUAGCUGCCGAAAGAACUGGCUGUGUACUGUACUGCGUGUGCGCUUUUUGUGUGUAUGUGUGUGGAAAGUCCCCACCGGUUGUCUUUCUUUCCGUUUGACCGACAGCUCCACGGUGCCUAUCUGAGCCGGCGCCACACCUGUUUGUUCAGUUGAGUUUUCUCGUUUUUUCUGUUGUGUUUUGUUCUUUACUCUGAAGUGUUUGUUUCCGUUACUAUAUUCGGGCGUGCCUCAACGUGUUUUUUUUAUGUACACGCCAAUGUUUUUACAGUUUACUCGCUCGUUGUGUUACGUGUUGUUUGGAAAGGAAAGUGGUUGUAUUGUCCAUUCCUUUGCUGCCACAGACCCGAAAUGUGAGGUCAGUGUUUUUCUCCUGUUUGUUGAGAAAGGAAAGCGCAAGUCUUACAUCGAAUAGUGAAGUCUCUUGUGUACAGAGAAUAAUAGUAUAUUGUUGACUUGUUGGAAGUUACGUUUUCUUUUUCUUCACAAGUGCGUCUCAGUAACUCACCAAAGACCGAGACGCCCCGUGCGUGAAUAGAAACGUAUUUUGUUUCGCGAAGCCUAAUGCGGACGAGUCUGAAAGAAGAACUGAGACUGACUCGAGGCGACAAGUGGGUGCUGUUUGUGUACUGAUAGUAAGUAGAUCACUACUGUAUAAAGCAUCGCUCGUGUGUUGUCAAUUUUUUAUUUUCCUAAUUUCUAGAAGAAAUAAGAGAUCAACAAGCUACCAAAAGAUGUGCUUUUUGGUUGCAGGUUAGUUUGUUUUUCUCGUCUGUGAUUUCUCCAUCGAAAAUGAAACGCGACCAAAACAUAGAUUAAUUUUAUAUCAGUUACCUUAUUUAAGGAGCCUUGUACAGUUUUAGCAUAAUAAAGUUACUUGUAAAAAUUGAAAAUAUUACGUACAAUAUUCAUCACUGCAAAAGUAUACAGCUCCAUCGUUUGUAUGUACUCAUUAGAAUACUGGUAAGAACUAAAGUGUAUAUUGAAAUGCAACCAUUAAAUCAAACUGAUCUAUAAUUUCCUUGAUAUUUACAUGUUCAUAUUAUAUUUUUGUCGCAUAGCAUUCCGAUAAAGCCAAAAGACGUGUACCUAUACUUAAGUUCGUUACAAUACAUGAUUUAUAAAAUCAAA